AUGGAUGGAAUUGUCUUACUGGAGUACGUUGCGUCUGCAGAUGAUGUUCACAUAGUAUUUUCAUCGCCGACAAUCACCUACAACCACCGGCUUGCCUACGAAGUUGACUCAGCUCCCUCAGCUCAACUUAGCAGGCAGCCUGGGACAAUGCCUGAGACAGAUUAUGAUUCGACGAUAAAUGUUCACAUAUGUCCCAGACCCUCCCAGUUGAAGUCUGUUGAGACCGGACCGAACCUCCCUCUUCGUACCUUCUGGCAGGAAAUUUACAGUUAUAAGACGUUCACCUACAUAGAGCACUUAAAACUGAUUCAUUUUCACCUUACAGGAGGAGAGCAGGUAGCAAACUCUGUGACGCAAAUUUGGUAUUCACUGCGACUCAGUGAAGAGGACUUCAAGCUUGUGAUGCGCACCCUUCAAGAACUAAUCCAUGCAUCCAGCCUUGAAGAAUUGACAGGAGGCACAAUGACGAUGGAGCAAGACCAUCUUCGCACACUCGUGCAAGUGUGGCGUACAUGGUUUCACCUUAGUUCUCGAGAGGGAGACUGGAUUACAGAGGAGCGGCGAAGAAAAGUUGAGAAUCAUUCGGGUUCAGAGGAAGGAAUCAAAUUGUACUUGAACCAAAUCCCAAAGGAGCAUAAAGAAUCUGCCUCUGACUGGUUUGCGAACGGCAUUCUGUUACCCAAGGCAUCGCGAAAAGAGCUCACUCGUGAGAAUGUUACUCUAACUGGCUUUCCUGCCGCUUUUUUGAAUAAAAUUGGUGGUCCUUACCGAUUCAGUUACAUACUGGAUCCUUCUCUAAUUCCAUUUAUAUCAUGGGAUUACAAAGACGUUAAACAACAUUUUCAUUGCGCCUCCGUUCUCAAGAUGUACAGUCAGUAUGUGGGACACUUGCUCGAGAGGUGCGUUGUGACACUGUCCACAACACAGGUAAAGUUUCACUUCCUGUUGUGCAACUGUAUGGAGAUGGUUCCAUUUCUUCCCCUACACCGGAAGUAUGACCGUGUCACCACUUCAAACAUAGCUGAUUACGAGCCACUUACCAGCAUCUUGGACAUGUGUAAACCAUUGUUGAACACAGCCAACACUUCAGCUGUUAUCAUCACAGAAUUUCAAAACUGGCAUGAGCCUACAGGCUUAAAUGAAAAAUUGAUACGUCAUUUCUCACAACUGCCUGAAAGCUUUCGCCAAAAAGUCCUGGAAGACACCCAAAAUCGCGCCAUUGCCUUUUCCCAGGGGAGGGUAGCGUUUAUGGAUUACUACGACCUCAGCGAGGAAUUCAUCCAGUUUCUUCGCGCUGCUCUGCUUGUUAGUGAUCAUGAGAUCCCGGAUAAAGUGAAUCGACCGCGCAUAUGGAAGUCAGUGGCUGACUAUAAUGGCUUGGUUGCGCGCGACUUCCUUCGCAACCAAAAUCGAUUUCUUCCGUUCAAGUGGACGAACAACUGCCGCAGAGUCACCAUGUUGAGUGGGUUCAGCCGAGUCGUAGAAUGGAUUGUCAAUCCACAGUAAUGCUCCUUAUGUUUCAAAACUUCACAAAAGGAGUACAGUGAAAUUUCUGUUAGCUUGUAUACUUUUGUUAUACAGGCGUUUUCAACAUCAUCAUCAUCCUGGUCAUCAUCAUCAUCAAAUUGGUUGAUGCUGAUAUGCCUCACAAGACAACGAACAAUUACUGGAAGCAUAAGAUGCCCAUACGAUGUUUGAACUGUGCCCAAUAAUAUAUGAUUCUAUUUGUAUCAAGGGACUGCAAAGACAUUAAACAACAUUUUCAUUGCGCCUCUCUUCUCCCGAUGUACAGCCAGAAUAUGGGUCACUUGCUCGGGAAGUCCGUUCCGACAUUGGCCACAGGACGGGUGAAAUUUCACUUCCUGUUGCGGCAGCUGCAAGGAGAUGGCUCCAUUCCUUUCUCCAGACCGUAAGUUUGAUCGCGUCACCACCUCAAACAUAGCUGAUUAUGAGCCACUUACUCGCAACUUGGACAUGUGCGAGCCACUGUUGAACAGAGCUAACCAUUCUGCUGUUAUCAUUACGGAAUUUCAAAACUCGUCUGAUCAUAUUUCUCUGUUUCAAAAAGAACUACUUCGUUCCUUAGAAACGACAAAAGGCUUCCGUCAACAAGUGCUACAAGACAUCCAAACUCCCGCAAUUAAUUGCCUAUUCCAACAAAAAAGAGGGCUUUAUGCAGUAUCACGACAACAACAAAGAGUUUAUGCAGUUUCUUCGCGCUCCUAUUCUUGUAACGGAUCGCGAGAUUCCGGAUAAAGUGAAUCGAUGGCGCACAUGGAGGUCAGUGGCUAACUGCAAUGGUUUGGUUGCACGUGAACUUCCCUGCCAAAAUCGAGUAUCUCUGGCCAAGUAGACGCAGAUCUGCUGCAGGGUUACCAUGAUGACGGGAUUUGAGAGAGCCGUGGAAUGGAUUGUCAAUCCGCAGUAAUGUUCUUAAAACGCAACAAACCCCCCAUUCUAUUUUACCUUUAAUGAAAUCUACUAGUUUUUCUAAUUACUUCAGCGAAAAAGUUGAUAAAAUUCCCGCGUUUCUACAGGCGUUUAAAGUUGUAGUUUUUGCGCCUACGACCGGAACACUGAACACUGAAGGAAAACCUGUUCUUUAAUAUCUUUAGCCCUUUUUUGGCAGGAUUUUACGUUUCUUUGGUUAACUUGCUACCGUAUGGUAUUUUGUUCAUGUGAUCAUUUCCAGUUUAUACAGUAUUUUACGUUAAUGUUUUUUUAGAUAAAUAGCUUUGCGAAAAUGCAGGUUUCCGAACGGGCUUUCGUAAUCAGUUUUGACUUUUUUUAGCUCCAAAAGGAGAGCUGCAAAUUAUCAUGACAUUGAUAUUUUCAAAUACCCUCCUUUAACCGCUCUUAGAAUCUCAGGGAGCUGGAGGUAGGGCAUAAGUGUCCCCACUGACUUUAAUCGUUAAUACAUUUGUCAAAACUUUAGUUAAAUUAAAGCAGCCAAGCUUUGCAAA
Messenger RNA from Orbicella faveolata, 2963 nucleotides. RefSeq lists its product as uncharacterized. The record is from RefSeq and is a predicted model, not a curated record. Lineage: Eukaryota; Metazoa; Cnidaria; Anthozoa; Scleractinia; Merulinidae.